Molecule: messenger RNA, 2987 nt
Organism: Penicillium brasilianum
Lineage: Eukaryota; Fungi; Ascomycota; Eurotiomycetes; Eurotiales; Aspergillaceae
Source: the annotation of a GenBank genome assembly
GUUCGUAUCUACACUACGGCCGGUUGUUAUAUCCUCAGCUGUUAGUUUCUCCCGCGGGGAGAGAUGCCCGUCAUGUCCUCCGCAAUCGAUGAGAAUGCCCUCAACCAGCUGAAAGGGGAACAAUCGGAACUCUUGGACAAAAUCGAUGAGCUCCGGACCCUCGGUGUUGGAGGCCUCGUUGAGCUCCCUCAGAUCGUCGUUUGUGGAAACCAGUCAAGUGGAAAAAGCUCUGUCCUGGAAGCCAUCUCCAGAGUGAGAUUCCCAGCCAAGAGUAACAUCUGCACUCGUUUCGCGACCGAGAUUGUGCUUCGGCGACACCCCUCCAACAAAGUCAAGGUAUCCAUUGGGCCAGGACGUUCCAGAAAGGACCUGUCAGAGCGGGAAAAACUCCGUGCCUUUACUUCAGAGUCGUUUUCCUCCAGCGAAGACCUUCCCGCUUUGAUCGAAUCCGCAAAAGAGUGUAUGGGACUGUCCAGCACGGAUGUUAGCGACGAUGUUUUGAAAGUGGAGAUUUCAGGCCCUGACCGGCCAGAGUUGACUCUUGUCGAUCUUCCCGGUCUUUAUUACUCCACGAGCGAUGACCAGGGUGAAUCAGGAAUACAGACAGCGCAAAUUCUCACAGAAAACUACAUGAAGAGCUCCCGUACAAUCAUCUUGGCCGUGAUCAGCGCUCGCAAUGACUACCAUAUCCAGAAAGUGUUGAACCUCGCGCAAAAAUUCGACCCCAAGUAUGAAAGAGUCCUAGGAAUCGUGACCCAGCCUGAUAUCCCUGAAGCCGGGUCGGAUGACGAGGCAUAUUAUUUGAAACUCAUCAAGAACGAAAAGGUCAAAUUGCAACUCGGCUGGCAUGUCUUGCGCAACCGCUCUUUCGAGACGAUGAAUGUUUCUGAUGAUGCGCGCGACUUGCAAGAGAAACGAUUCUUUGAAACAGGUCACUGGGCCUCCCUGCCACGGCGACAAGUAGGUAUAGAAAGUCUCAGACAUCGUCUCAGUACCAUCUUGCUUGCGCACAUUCGUCGAAAUAUCCCUGGCCUUAUCCUGGAUAUAGAGGAGAAGAUCGUACGCAACGAGCAAGAACUUGCAAAACUGGGUACAUCGCGAACGAGCACCCAGGAACAACGGCGCUUCCUGGUUGAAAUCAGCAGCAAGUUCACGCGCAUUACCAAUCAAGCUGUGAACGGGUCUUAUAACGACGAGUUCUUGAAGGGGUACGAACGCGGUUUUGCAAGCAGCAAGGAAUUCCCGUUCCGUCGUCUCAGAGCAGUAGUUCGUGAGCUUAACGAGUGCUUCGCCCAUGCGAUGAACAUUCGUGGAUGUCAGCGGAUCAUUCAAUACCCCAUGAUGCGCACCCAUAAUAUCCUCGAAGAGUGGUCAAAGCCUUAUAUGGAUGGCUGGAGCCCGACAUACAUCACGCGGGAGUCACUGAAGGAGGAACUUAAAGAACAAGCACGCGAAAGUCGAGGCGUAGAGCUACCAGGGAGUCCAAAUCAGCUUCUCGUCGGCAGACUAUUCAAUGACCAGUGCGAACCAUGGAAAAAGAUUGCCGAAUCCCAUCUCUUGAAUGUUUGGAGCUCAGUGGAGUACUUUGUUCAGCUUGUUCUCCAGUACUUGGUCGAUGACUAUGCUCGUGCUUCCCUUAUGCGGCACCUUAUUUCACCAGAACUUGAAAAGAUGAAGAAGGAUUUGAUGGCGAAGCUCGAGGAACUCAUCUCCCAUUACAACCGCGGUCACCCACUUCCCGUGGGAGACUCAUUCCUCACGAAAAUGCUAGAGUCCAGGAAGAAACGUCAACUCGCCAUAUUAACGGAAAGUCUCGACGUGGCUAAAUAUGGUACUCUGAACGAUGUGGACCUGGAGACAGCAGCCAACAGUUUAUACUCAUCCCAUGAUGAGUUCGGUGCAGAGGAGAUUAUUGAUCAAAUGCAGGCAUACUACGACACCACAAUCAUAAUCUUUGUCCAAAACGUUGCCAUCCUCGCAAUUGAAAAUUGUCUCCUAUUCCCUUUGGAGGACAUAUUUUCCCCUCAGACCGUUGUGAGCAUGGAUGAUCAACAAGUUCAGAAAGUUGCAGCUGAACCGUCUGAAACCCAGAGGGAGAGGGCGCGCCUCAACGAGGAACUUGAGAAGCUACGAUUGGGCAGAGAGACUCUGGAAGCUUACAGACCGAACGAGAUAUCACUCCCGAAGCCCCCUGCCCUGGGAUUACCGAACUCGCAGCCUCAAGGUCCGCGUGUAAGGGUAAGGCUGCCCCACAGAGAUGCAGCACAGGCAGCGGCACUACCACCGCAAAUACCAAAGCAGCCCGCGUCUACUAACUUGUUUGGAUCGACGGCUCAGAAGGCCAAUGUCGCGCAGCCCUCUUUCGAUGCUCCUUCUAACAACGACGCGCAAAAUGCUUCACCUGCAUCCGCCGGACUAGCUGUCCCAGCACCCAAGUCAACUUCCUCUCCAUUUUCACUCUCUCCGAAAUCUUCGACCUCGUCUGUACAGCCGAAAGCAGAAGCUGUGAAAGGUUCCCCCUUCGGAUUUGGCAGCUCGAGCCUGUUUGGCGGCAAACAGGGCGUCGAUAACAAAAGUACAACGGCAAAAACAUUGUUUAACUCCAGCGCGGAGCCGAAUUCAUUUGGUUCCACCCGUGGAUUCGGUACCAGCAUCUUCGAUGAGGGGCGGAAAUUAUUCAACGAUGUUGACUCCCAAGAUAGCCGUCCAAAGCCCCCCAACUCGAAGAAAUUUAAGAAUGGGUUCAUCGAGAAGGAUCACAGUUCAUCUUCAGAUGUAAUGAAUCAUUAUCAAAAUAUUUGUACCGUGCCUCCUUUUUGCGAUUUUUCUCCUGAGGAGCUCCGUCUUCAGGAUUAUUCAACAAAUUUACGGACCCUCGUGGGUUUUACUUGGGGCGCAAGUUGAUAUUUCCAACACUGGAAUCGAAGAACCUCUAUAGUUGAAUAUAUGAGAUACUUGCCAUCCAAGGUUGCGCUACCUUCCUUCGG